Messenger RNA from Paraphaeosphaeria sporulosa, 854 nucleotides. RefSeq names its product acetyltransferase, GNAT family. The coding region runs from base 213 to 746 and encodes 177 amino acids. The transcript has a single exon. Gene Ontology annotation, cellular component: endoplasmic reticulum-Golgi intermediate compartment; endoplasmic reticulum; Golgi apparatus. Gene Ontology annotation, biological process: UDP-N-acetylglucosamine biosynthetic process. The record is from RefSeq and is a predicted model, not a curated record. Lineage: Eukaryota; Fungi; Ascomycota; Dothideomycetes; Pleosporales; Didymosphaeriaceae. Gene Ontology annotation, molecular function: glucosamine 6-phosphate N-acetyltransferase activity; monosaccharide binding.
CGCUGGGAUUGUGAAUCCAAUGACAAACUGUGUUCCGAAUCGACAAGACAUGUUAGGCAGCAAUGCACUACUCGCAUUGCAGAUGUGUGAAGCGGGACUCCGAGAGGUAACGGAAUCGGAGUGGAACCAGUAUCCACUUCCUGACUGGUUUAGUAUAAAGAGCGUCUCAUCCCAACCUUUUGACUCGAGAAUAACAAUCGGAAAACGAAGAUAUGGGUUCACAAUAUGUCGUCCUCCGAGGCCUCCCGUCACCUCAAGUCUACCACGACCUCCGGAAGCUCGCAAACCUCACGCCACCGCCGGCGGAAGCGAUGGCAGAAGCGGUGCCAAAAUCAUUGCAAAACUCAUUCGCGUGCUUCGUUGCCUACGAACGACAGCACAUGGUGGACGAAAAGACACCUGGACCAGACCAGAGCGCCGUCGCAAUGGGACGUCUGCUGGGCGACGGCGCGCUCUUUCUCCAGCUAGUCGACGUCGCCGUGCAUCCGGACCACCAAAGCAAGGGGCUGGGGAAACGCAUAAUGGAGUCGCUGGUGGGCUUCGCUGACGAACAUGCGCCACAUGCCUAUGUGAGCCUCGUAGCGGAUCCCCUAGGCCAGCGGCUCUAUCCAAAAUACGGCUUCGAGGACGUGAAGCCGGGGGUGGGCAUGUUCCGCUGCCUGCGUAUCCAGGGCGAUGCCGAGUUCAAGAGGGCCAGAGAGGAAAAGCAGGCUGCAGCGAUGCGGGGCCCUGGGUGUUCAGCAUGAGGCCCAGUGCUCUCCGAUUGUGCCGAUCAAUUUGGCAGGGCUGUCAGGAUGGGAUGGGUGGAUCCCAAACGGGUGGAGAGAUGCCCCCGCACGGCGUCCGUGCCCGUG